This is a messenger RNA of Anguilla rostrata (American eel), 4995 nucleotides long. RefSeq names its product thrombospondin-3a-like. Gene Ontology annotation, biological process: cell adhesion. Lineage: Eukaryota; Metazoa; Chordata; Actinopteri; Anguilliformes; Anguillidae. Gene Ontology annotation, cellular component: extracellular region. Bases 890 to 3742 code for a protein of 950 amino acids. The transcript has 22 exons. The record is from RefSeq and is a predicted model, not a curated record. Gene Ontology annotation, molecular function: heparin binding; calcium ion binding.
CUUUGACUUCACUUCCCUAGUUUGAGGAAAAAAAGACAUUUCAACGAGCUUAAUUUAAAACUUUUCAAGACACCCUUGGGGAUGAGACAGGUUUUCAUUGUAUAGAAUAAGAACACGUGUAAUGCAAGCGACAGCAUUAUCAUUCAUACACGUGUGUUCACUUAGCCUAAAUAUUUAAUCGACGGAAAAAUUACGCAUUUGGUGUUCCCAGGGUAUAGGGGUGUAGUUAAUUACCUGCAAAUCCCACACCAUCACUGAGAUUUACUGAUGCUAAAAAAUGUUUUCAUAAAUAUAAAUUGUCCAUCUGCUCAAAAUGUACAGCCCAGUGUCUCUGCAAGACACGAUUUAGUUGUCGCAAAAUCCCAGGGUGAAUGGUCAAGUCUUUUAUCUCGCAGUGGGCUGUUCUCUUCCGCAUGGCAUCAGUUUGUGGGCGCCUCUCGAGCUGCCUACAAUACUGCUAUUGAGUAGCUGCCUAUGAAACCAUAAAACGGGCGAUGCAAAUAAGGCGGACAGGACUGCAUUAUCUGCCCUUGACAGGCGCGUCUCGUCAUCCUGCCUCGUGCGUACAGGACUUUCUUUCUUUUUUUUUUUACUGGUGAUAUGGUGGAAAUGUGCAGCGCACCCCGUGCGGCGAAGAUCACCAGAGCCUCCGAGAAACUCCCUCGCUGACACUUUCACUCGUCACUCUUCUUAACAAGUCGCCGCUACUGCCGGCCCUCGCGCGAAGUCAGCGCGCCGCAGAGGACCUUAACCACUGUUCGAUACUGGGUUUGGUUAGCAUCUGCACCGGUGGUUAGGAGACAGGUGGUUCAUUUUUCUUCUGUUGCAUUUCGGUGUUCAGCGCGGGAUACAUUUUUUUGGCCGACGUACCCAAGACACUCCGUGGAGCAUGGGUGCGAUAACGACGAUGCCAGUCUUAUUUUUUGUCUGCGCUUCUCUCCUCUUCUGUCUCUGUGACUCGGCAGAGAUGCAAGUAAUUGACAUGCUGGCGCUCAGCGAUGCUAAGCAGAGCGUGUCGGUGGUGGAGAAGGUGUCGGGGGCCAUGAACACGCUCAGCGAUAUCUACAUCGUCUCCACGUUUCGCCUCCCGCCCAAACUGGGCGGCGUCCUGCUCGGCUUUUACGACAAGCAGGACAACAAGAAGUACCUGGAGCUCGCCAUCAUGGGCAAGAUCAACAAAGCUCUGGUGCGGUACGUACGGAGUGACGGGAAGCUCCACACAGUUAGCCUGCAGAAUGUGAACCUGGUUGAGGGCCAAUCCCAUUCGCUCAUCCUCCGGGUGGGCGGGCUUCGCCGGGACAACCUCCACCUGGAGCUCUACUUCAACUGCCGAUUGGCCGACUCCAGCCAGGGCCUCCCCUCAUUGGUCCAGCUCCCAUCGGACCCGGAGUCUGUUGACAUUCGCAACGGCUACAAAGCCUACGCCAGGCUGCAGGGCUCAGUGGAAAGUCUGAAGAUGGCUCUUGGCGGCUCAGUGGCUCAAGCAGGAGUUCUGUCUGACUGCCCGUUCCAGGGAGACUCCUUACAGCACAACACACUGAAUGGUGAUGUGAACUCCAUUCUGGGUGAUCACACGAAGGCCCUGAUUGGCCAGCUGAUCAUCUUCAACCAGAUCCUGGGGGAACUGAGGCAGGACAUCAGAGAACAGGUGAAAGAGAUGUCUCUGAUCAGAAACACCAUACUGGAGUGCCAAGUGUGUGGGUUCCACGAGCCGCGGUCGCGCUGCACGCCCAGCCCCUGCUACAAGGGGGUGCACUGCAUGGAGACCUUCGACUACCCGGGGUACCGCUGCGGGCCGUGCCCCGAGGGCACCCACGGGAACGGGACCCACUGCCGGGACAUCGAUGAGUGCUCUCUAGCCAUGCCCUGCUUCACCCCAUCUGCAUGUGUGAACGUGGCAAAGGGCUUCUCCUGUGAGCCGUGCCCCCCAGGGCUCACGGGCCCCCCCCUCAGCGGGAUAGGAGUGGAGUAUGCCAAGAGUCACAAACAGGAGUGUAUGGACGUGGACGAGUGCAUUGAGGGCGCGUGCGUGCCCAACUCUGUGUGCAUCAACACUGUGGGCUCGUACAGGUGCGGCCAGUGUAAGGUGGGUUUCUACGGCAACCAGACGGUCGGCUGUUUCCCGUGGCGAUCCUGCGACUCGCUGGGCUUCAACCCCUGCGACAUCAACGCCCACUGCGUCAUCGAGCGGAACGGGGACCUGACCUGCAGGUGUAAUGUGGGCUGGGCAGGUAACGGGAACACCUGUGGUCCAGACACAGAUAUUGACGGGUACCCCGACGAGUCUCUCCCCUGCAUCGACAACGACAAACACUGCAAACCGGACAACUGCAUGAACACGCCCAACUCGGGGCAGGAGGACGCCGAUAACGACGGGAUCGGGGACCAGUGCGACGAGGACGCUGACGGAGACGGGAUCAAGAAUGUGGAGGACAACUGCCGGCUCAUUCCCAACAAGGACCAGCAGAACUCGGACACGGACUCCUUCGGGGACUCCUGCGACAACUGCCCCAACGUGCCCAACAUCGACCAGAAGGACACGGACGGGAAUGGCGAGGGGGACGCUUGCGAUAACGACAUCGACGGAGACGGAAUUCCGAACGUUCUGGACAACUGCCCCAGAGUCCCCAACCCCAUGCAGACUGACCGGGACGGGGACGGGGUGGGGGACGCCUGUGACAGCUGCCCCGAAAUCAGCAACCCAAUGCAGGUGAGAAAGGGAGAGAGAGAGAGAGAGAGAGAGAGUGAGAGCGGGGACGGCGACGGUCACCAGGACACCCGCGACAACUGCCCGGACGUGCCCAACAGCUCCCAGUUGGACUCCGACAACGACGGCAUCGGCGACGAGUGCGACGAGGACGACGACAACGACGGGAUUCCGGACUUCGUCGGGCCCGGGCCGGACAACUGCCGGCUCAUCAUCAACCCCAACCAGAAGGACUCCAACGGAAACGGCGUGGGCGACGUGUGCGAGGAAGACUUCGACAACGACACGGUAAUGGACGUGUUCGACGUCUGUCCAGAGAGCGCUGAGGUCACGCUGACUGACUUCCGGGCCUACCAGACCAUCGUCCUGGACCCGGAGGGCGACGCCCAAAUCGACCCCAACUGGGUGGUGCUCAACCAGGGCAUGGAGAUUGUCCAGACCAUGAACAGCGACCCUGGCUUGGCUGUGGGCUACACGGCCUUUAACGGGGUGGACUUCGAGGGCACGUUCCACAUCAACACGGUGACCGACGACGACUACGUGGGCUUCAUCUUCGGCUACCAGGACUCGUCCAGCUUCUACGUGGUGAUGUGGAAGCAGACGGAGCAGGCCUACUGGCAGUCCAUCCCCUUCCGGGCCGUCGCCCAGCCCGGCCUGCAGCUGAAGGCGGUGAAGUCGCGGACGGGUCCCGGCGAGUUCCUGCGGAACGCCCUGUGGAACACCGGCGACACCCCGGGCGAGGUGAAGCUGCUCUGGAAGGACCCCCGAAACGUGGGCUGGAGGGACAAGACCUCCUACCGCUGGCAGCUCAUCCACAGGCCCCAGGUGGGCUACAUCAGGGUGAAGCUGUUCGAGGGGCCGGCAUUGGUCGCCGACUCGGGGGUGCUGAUGGACACCACCAUGCGGGGCGGGAGGCUGGGCGUGUUCUGCUUCUCCCAGGAGGCCAUCAUCUGGUCCAACCUGCGCUACCGAUGCAACGACACUGUUCCGGAAGACUUUGACCGCAGAAAGGCCAUGAUGGACUUAAAGGUGUAAUGAGAGAGGCGGGGGGAGAGCUGGCUGUUUGCGUCUCUGUCAAAGCGUGUGUGUGUGUGUGUGUCUAUGUGCAUGUCUGUGUGUAGGCGUGUGUGUGUGUGUGUAUGUGUGUGUGUGUGCGUGCGUGGAAAUUGGGGCUGACAUCAACUGCCAAAUUUUUUGUCACCAGAUUUAGACUUUUUAUGGUGUACCAGCAAUGCAUACACACAAGCUGUUAAGAUUUUUGUCUUUAAUUUUGUAAUUUGUUUCAAAUUGUAUGCGUUUGUCAUACCAGAAAGCCACCAAGUUCUGAGAACAGGCAGAAUUAAAGUUAAAUUUCCCUCUGAAAAGCCUCCAGCCAAAUUUCAAGUAAAAACAAUUAUUGCAGGGCAAUCUAGUGACUGUGUGUCGUCCGUAGGUCUUUUGCAUCAUUGUGGGGUCUGGUGAGUGUGUGUGUGCCUGUUGUGUGUGUGUGUGUUGUCGGUGUGUGGGGAGAGGGAGGGCAGGGCAGGGAGAGGAAUCGCCCUUUUUAUGCCAUCUCUGUCCCCUUUCCGUGGAACGGAGGAGACGGAGGAAGAAGCCAAAGAGAAGACUAUAAGCUUUUUUUCCAAAAUGGCCGACAAGAGGCUGCAUAGUGCAGUCUCUGUCCCCAUAUCACUCUGUGGGAAUGAUGUGUGUGUGUGUGUGUGCGCGUGUGCGCGUGUGUGUGUGUGCGUGCGUGUGUGAAUGUGUGUGUACAUGUGUGUGUGUCUGUCUGUCUUGAAGUUACUGGCAUGGUCAUACAUUCAAGGGAUACUGUCUGUUCACUCCUAAAGGUGCUAACCUUUCUGUCGGGUUAUCUUUGUCACCUCAGACCUUCAAAAGUGAAAGAAACAAAUAUAAUUAGUAAGCGAGUUAUGCUAAAACAAGUAACCUGACUGAAGGCACGCUGUGUAGUCAAAAUUGGAGUCCACUUUAGAUGCAUUCGUCCAAAGCUUCUGGUACCGGUUCUGUCUUGGUACCUAACGUCUGGAUUCUGGGCGUCAGAACUGUGGAGCUCUGUGAACGGUGUACUUUUAAGAUCGAUACGGCGAAGGCCAAGAUGUGCGCUCCGAUACACAUAUGUUGUAAAAACACAGUGUCAGAUAAAUAUUACAACCCAAUUUGUCCCUGGGUCUGUGUGCUUUUGUUUUAUAUAUGAACUUGGGUGUACAUGCAUUCUUGAGUAUACACUACAGGCUUGUGAGUCAUCGGCCGCUAAUUAAGUAUGAAAUAAAGAACUGAUAACCACGGUG